AUGACCACUGCUUCCGGAGUUCGUGGCCGAAAGAAGUUAUCAUCCAGAGGACAUCAUAGAUUUGUUGGGAUCAGGCAGAGUCCAUCGGGGAGAUGGGUGGUUGAUAUUAAGGAUUCUUUGCGAAAGGUUAGGCUUUGGCUCGGAACUUUUGAUACUGCUGAGGACGCGGCUCGAGCAUACGAGGACGCUGCUUGGGGGUUACGUUGGACUAAUGCUCGCACCAACUUUGAGCUGCCUCCGUCGGCCUCAAAAACGUCGGCGAACCGCAUCUCGCUGGAUAAAAUUGAGCCUUUCUCGUUUGAGGAAGUCUGUGGGACGGGGGACGAUGCUGAUGGAUUUCUUGGCGCACUCAAGGCUAAGUUGCUUGAUCGCAAUGGGCUUAGAGUCCUAUCACCAACUAGUUGUGCUUGUGCCGUUGUUUCUAACGCUUCACGAAACAACAAUAGCAUAAGAAUAGAGUCAACUGUGGCUCCCCGAGUAAUUGGGAACCCGAAUCCGAACCUGAACUCUGUUCCAAAUCCACUAAAUCAGUGUUCUAACAAGCCUGAACUUGUCCUAAAUCAGGAUCAUAUCGGGGUUCAAUGGCCUGAACCUUGUCAAAGCCAGAUUGCUUCUGUGGCAGGUAUGAUGUGGUCCAAUGAACCGUCAAUUGAAGCACCAUGGGGCACAUAG
Messenger RNA from Hibiscus syriacus, 672 nucleotides. RefSeq names its product ethylene-responsive transcription factor 7-like. The record is from RefSeq and is a predicted model, not a curated record. Bases 1 to 672 code for a protein of 223 amino acids. Lineage: Eukaryota; Viridiplantae; Streptophyta; Magnoliopsida; Malvales; Malvaceae. Gene Ontology annotation, biological process: regulation of DNA-templated transcription. Gene Ontology annotation, molecular function: DNA binding; DNA-binding transcription factor activity. The transcript has a single exon.